UUGCUGUAUUUGUUUUACUGGGUGAAACCCCAUAUGCUGCAGCAGCUUUUGCGCAUACUUUCUCUAUUGCUAUGGAUAACUUUAGUGGUUUUGGGUUGGGCAAAGCAUGUAGGAAACAGAGGACUGAUCUGUAUCGACGGCCUCCAAAGGAGUCCCUGUCUCUUCUGGAUUCUCAUGAUAAUUCAUCCAUUUCUUCAACACCACCAUCUGAUAGUUUGAGCAAAGCAUCAAGUUGUGACAAUGCUGAUUAUGGUAAUAUUUCGAGAACAUCAUAUAGUAACCUCAGUGAUACUGAGCAAAAGGAUGGUCAGAUAGAUAUGAGUAGGUCUAAAGAAGAAGACCUUACAACAUCUCAGAUAGAAGAUCCCAAAAUAAAUGGAACUGUGACAUGCAAUAACCAUUCUGGACCGUCAGGAGUAGCAUCAGAUGGAAUUGGGAAUGAUAACAAAGUCAAGAAAGUGAAACUCAAAGUUGGUGGUGUUACAAGAACAAUACACACUUCUGUUGCUGGGUCCUCUUCAACAAAGUCUUCAUCCUCUUCAGAUUCCCCCCAAACAGGGCAACCUAAGCAAAACACAGGUGGACAUUAUUCCUCUUAUACUGGCAAGGCAAUUGGCUUGCGAGGUAUCCCUUGGAAGGAUUUUGGUAAAACUGGUUUUGGCAUUAGGAGAGUGAAUUCCUCGACGGAUCAGUUACCUGGGCAGAUUGCCCAUUCAAAGCAAUUUGGAAAAUAUGAGGCAGCUCAUAAAAGCAAGUUUCUGCUUAAAAGACAUUUAUCAGGUGAAACAUAUGAUGAAGACAAUGAAGAUGACGAUGAUGAUGAGAUCCGUUACCUGGAGAAGCUCAGGUCUUCCAAAUACUCUGCUGGUUAUAGUGUCUAUGAGGAUGAUGAUGAUGAAAUUGGUUGCAGAAAACAGCGGAAGAUAUCAAAGGUGUUAAGUCAAAGUAGCAGUGUUUAUGGCGCAGAUCUGAGUGAUUACAACUCGCUUAAAGUAGUUAAAGGGAUUAAGAAAUCCAAGUCCGAAAGAGCAUCUCAGGAUACCAACUACGAAGAAGAAGUGGUUUCUGAUACUGAGUUAGUACCCAAGAGGAAGAAACAACUAAAGGAAUUCACUGAUAUCUCAGUAGAUGAUAGGAGAAAAUUGGCUGUGACUACUCGCCAGCGUGCACUUCAAAAUGGAAAAGAUAUUUCUUCCAGUGCAGGCUUGAGUGCAAUUGAGUUCCCUCAUGGACUUCCACCUGCACCACCUAAAAAACAAAAGGAGAAACUCUCUGAAGUGGAACAACAGUUGAAGAAAGCUGAGGCUGCGCAAAGACGCAGGACGCAAGCCGAAAAGGCUGCUCGAGAGUCUGAGGCUGAAGCAAUUAGGAAAAUCCUCAGUCAAGAUUCUAGUAGGAAAAAGCGAGAAGAUAAACUUAAGAAGCGACGAGAGGAGUUAGCACAGGAGAGGACUGCAACAGCUGCUGCAGUUUCAUCAAAUGCUAUCAGAUGGGUCAUGGGUCCUUCUGGAACUGUUGUGACAUUUCCUGAUGAGAUGGGACUCCCAAGCAUAUUUGAACCUAAGGCUUGCAGCUAUCCACCUCCUCGCGAGAAGUGUGCUGGUCCAUCUUGUAUGAAUACAUACAAAUACAGAGACUCGAAAUCAAAACUACCUCUCUGCAGUCUCCAGUGCUACAAGGCAAUACGUGAGAAGAUUCAACCUCUGAGUGCUUGUUGAUUGAGCAGAGCUCCUACAGCCCUAAUACUGAUGGGCACUUGGACUCUUUUGUAGAAAAUUCAUGUGGGAACUGUAAAAGAAAUGGUUGUGCCCCAUACCAUCUUAUGAUUCCUAUCACAUACUCCAGCUGAUAUAAUCUGUUGCUUCAGCUUGAUUUAUUGUUCAUUGUACCGUACAGUUGUUGACAGUACCACCUUUGUCGAUCCAGUUAGCAUCAGUGUGUCUAUUACUCCAUUUACCAAGA
Molecule: messenger RNA, 1962 nt
Organism: Lycium ferocissimum
Lineage: Eukaryota; Viridiplantae; Streptophyta; Magnoliopsida; Solanales; Solanaceae
Exons: 7
Coding region: 72-1718 (548 amino acids)
Biological process (GO): chromatin remodeling
Cellular component (GO): Ino80 complex
Source: RefSeq, a predicted model, not a curated record